Molecule: messenger RNA, 711 nt
Organism: Haliotis rubra (blacklip abalone)
Lineage: Eukaryota; Metazoa; Mollusca; Gastropoda; Lepetellida; Haliotidae
Product: serine-enriched protein-like
Exons: 4
Coding region: 1-711 (236 amino acids)
Molecular function (GO): protein binding
Source: RefSeq, a predicted model, not a curated record
AUGGACAGGUGUGAAUCCGAGCUCUGUCUCCUUGACAACGACCUCUUAGAAAACACAGCAAACACUUUCAACAGAGAUAGCGAAGAUGCUAGAUCGUCGGGCUAUGAAUCUUGUGACUCACUCACCCCGCCGCCGUCACCGCCUUCAACUCCAUCCUCCAAAGUCAGGGCGUCAUCUGGUGGCAAAAGGGAGGUAAUGAUGUACAGCAACAUGGCCGACCUGUCGGAAAGUCUGCAGUACAUUACCAGCAUGCCGGAUUUGUGUGACGUCACCUUUCUUGCUGGAAACCGACAGCUUCCUGUUCAUGGAGUUAAGGCAAUCCUGGCUACCAGGAGCAGGGUCUUCUAUCAGAUGAUUUUGCAGCACCAGAGGAAGGUCACCGAGUCGGUGAAACCCAAAUCUCGACUGACAAUGAGAGCCAAGUCAACUGUUAGUCUUCACAGCAAACUCCAGAUCCCAGUCCCAGAUUACGACCAUGAAGUCUUCUCCAGCCUUGUCAAUUUCUUACACUCAGGUCGUGUCAGAGUACAACUUGGGACAGUCACAGGUUUAUUCUGUGCUGCCAUAGAAUUUGGACUGAAAGAUCUGCAGAAGGCAUGCUGGGACUUCUUGAAACGGUGUGGAGGCGAAGAUCAGAAGAGAGCAUUGAUGGCGUCAACACAAAACUAUCUCAAGAAGAAGGGAGCUCAGAAAAUCUUGACCCUCUUGUGA